CAUCUUUUUAAAUUGUUUCCCAUCACAUUCGGUUUCAACUUUUCUUCCACUCUUCUUCACUCCACCACAACAUGAAUAGAAAUGGAUUCAGAGAAGAAAAGUCAUUCUGCUAUUUCCACCCCAAACAGCUCCUUAUUGGGGUGUGUCCCUUGUGCUUGAACGAGAGGCUCCUCAUAGUGGCUGCAAAACAAGGUCGCCACCACCACAACCGUUCUUCUUCCUCCCACAGCCUUCAAACUUCAAAACCAUCUUCUUCUAUUCACAAGAUCUUUGCUUUCGGUUCUCUCUUCACUCGCCAUGAAUCCCACCACUGCAAAUCUCACAACUAUGACUAUGAUGAUGUCUCUCCCAGUCCAGAAGAGUCAUUCAUCUCAAUCAAGUUUGAAGAGAAUGGGGUGGCAUCGUGGGAAAAGAGCACAGUGUCCCUAGAGAAGUGCAACAAGAAGAAGAUGUUGUGGAAGCAUGAGAAGGACAAGAGCAGGAGCGUGAUAGAGCAUGGGAAGUCACGUGACUUGCUUAGGUGGCGGAGGAGGAUAGGGCACAUGUUCCAGCUCAUUCGGUGGAAGAAGGGUGGUGGUGUGUGCCACGUGGGCACCAAGGUGAGAAAGGGUUGGAUGAGGACUCUGACAAAGAGGAAAACGACCAUGGAAUAAAGGAACACCAUUUGCAUUUGUGCCUUUGGUCCUUACUUUGCAGUGUGCACUGUAAAGUUAUAUCAUAUUCAUACACAUCCUAGAGUCAAACAUUAGCUUUGUUACUAUCUCAAAAAUGUGCUUUAGAUUACAACAAAAGAAAAAGGCUAGCUAGUGCUUUGCAAUUUGCAUGCUUUGGGGCUUUGGGGAUGCCUUCUUCUUGUAAUUUUUAUUUUUUAUAGUACAGGCUGUAAAAGGGUUUGUUGAAAUUGCUUUGUUUUUUAGAUUUAUAUUAUUAUAUAUACUUAAUUAAAUAAGAUGAAGAAUUGAGUAUUCUCUAUA
Molecule: messenger RNA, 974 nt
Organism: Cajanus cajan (pigeon pea)
Lineage: Eukaryota; Viridiplantae; Streptophyta; Magnoliopsida; Fabales; Fabaceae
Source: RefSeq, a predicted model, not a curated record